Tachysurus vachellii is the source of this 3273-nucleotide messenger RNA. RefSeq names its product ring finger protein 150b (gene rnf150b). NCBI's taxonomy places the organism in Eukaryota, Metazoa, Chordata, Actinopteri, Siluriformes, Bagridae. The transcript is spliced from 7 exons. The record is from RefSeq and is a predicted model, not a curated record. Bases 231 to 1517 code for a protein of 428 amino acids.
GAGUUGGAUUGAGACGCGUCCCGGUUGGACGAGACGAUGGUGUUGUUUAUGUGACGGAAUGCGGGCGCGCGGCGACACAACGGACAACAAACCGCGUUAAUUGGUGAUAAAACACACACACACACACACACACACACCACAGAUGUAGGGGACAGUGUUAGGGAUCAGGGCGUUAUUCGGGACGUAACAUGGACUAAAACAGACGCUCGCGCCGCUGCACCGGAGGCAGAAUGUGGCCGUCGGUAACGGAGACGUGCCGCGGCCUCGCGCUGUCGGUGUGGCUCGUGUCCCUGUGCUGUGUGAACGCGGCGGAUAAGGAGGAGUGGUACACGGCCUUCGUCAGCGUCACGUACGUGGACCCGGUGACCGCGCAGCUGCGCACGGACAAGAGCGAGUGCGGUCACUACGGUGAACACAGUCCCAAGCGCGACGCUACAGGGUGGCUCGCGACUGCGGUGUCGGCACGUGAGAGACACGCCUGUGACCCCAACACGCGCUUCGCCGUGCCGGACCGAGCCGGUGCCUGGAUCGCGCUGGUCACACACGGAAACUGCACGUUUAAGGACAAAAUACGGCACGCGUCCGGACAGAACGCUUCCGCUGUGGUCAUCUUUAACGUCGGGGCUCCUAACGCCAACGACACCGUUACCAUGACGCAUCCGGGUACGGGUGAUGUGGUAGCGAUCAUGAUCCCAGAGCACAAAGGCCGUGAGCUGGUGCUGUUACUGGAGCGGAACGUGACGGUGAACAUGCACAUCACCAUCGGGACGCGCAACCUGCAGAAGUACGUGAGCCGAACCUCCGUCGUCUUCGUCUCCAUCUCCUUCAUCGUCCUCAUGAUUAUUUCGCUGGCGUGGCUCGUCUUCUACUACAUCCAGAGGUUCAGAUACGCCAGUGCACGAGACCGCAACCAGAGGCGCCUUGGUGAUGUGGCUAAAAAGGCCAUCAGUCAGCUUCAAGUACGGACCAUCAGGAAAGGAGAUCAGGAGACGGAGUCAGACUUUGAUAACUGUGCUGUGUGUAUUGAAGGCUACAAGGCCAACGAUGUUGUGCGAAUUCUGCCCUGCAGGCAUGUCUUUCAUAAAGGCUGUGUGGAUCCAUGGCUGGUGGACCAUCGCACGUGUCCUAUGUGUAAAAUGAACAUCCUGAAAGCGCUCGGGCUCACGUCGAGUGCAGAGUGCUUAGACGAGCUCCCUCUGGACUAUGACCUGGCUGUCGGGGGUGUGGCCCUGAACGCCAUGGUGCAGAGUGAUGAUGUCCUGGGUGGUGACAUCACAGGGGGGCGUGACCCCGGGGUCAGGCUGUUGGGUCUCCCUCAGGUCCUCCUGGACUCGGAGCCCAUCACUGAGGACACCUUGUUGACUGAGCAGAGUGAACUGCAGCCAUUAGCGAGCAGCGGAUCAGAAGCAUCGCUCGCUGCAGCGGCAGGGCAGUACGAUAUGGCCACGCCCACAGACAUGGCGAAAUGCCGACCGGGCAGCAGUCUCUGUCACUCCAACCGAGGAUGCAUGGAUUGAGUCGUCCCCGACGUCAGAGUAGCCAUGGCGACAGGUGACGCUGACUGAGCUUCCGGUGGAAUCUCCUAGCCGACGACAUCACACUAUGACAUCACUGCCUGCUGCAUUCCAACCCUUUACUCUUUCCGUGUGUCUGGUGUUUAAGGAAGAGACGCACCGGUUCCUCGUUCUCUGUUGAUUUACUCCAGAGUGAUUUACACUCGAGUAUAUUCGUAUAUUCCGGAUUAUAAAACACGGCGACUCUGAAACUCCGCGUUCAACAUAAACGCUAGCCGAAGAAGUUACGUUUAUAUCAAACAUGCGAGAAACUGAUGAUGAAUAGUUUUACUUUUAUUUUACUGGUAAGAAUUUAAGUGGAAAGUGGAGACAAGGUGAAGACCCUUCAGGACGCCGUCCGGGGUUUCAGCACGACGCUCUUUACUUAUUUACUUGCUUAUUUUAUCAAGAAAUCUUUCUGCUAGCUUUAGAAACUCGACAGCUCUGCGGUCGAACGCUCGACGCUAUCAGUUUAUCUUUAGCUAAUGCAGACCUCUGGCUGUCUCUCGUAACCGCGAACUAACGCAAACCAGCUAGCUUUCAGUUUUAAAAGUUUUGCUUUUAAUUAUUUGAUCAUUUAUUCGUCAGGUGCACACGCGACGUCACAUGACUUUCGUCUAAGACGCUUAGCCGACGGCUAAACGAACGGAAGAUCCGUUGACGUCUCAGACCAGCAGAGUUAGCUACGGAAAAAAUUCGGUUGUAGUUUAAAACGCACGUUUUAACACAUUUAUCAUAAAUCCAUCCAUUUAUCUUUGUUCCACAAAUAAACUACAGAGAUAUUGUUACUGUUUGCCAAAUCCAGUUUGGUUUGCGCUUCUUACAUGUAGGUCACGUGACAAGAACGGGUUUUAAGCUACUGGCUAAUAUUUGAGCUGCUAAAGCAGUGCGUAGCUCAGCAGGACGAUCGCUACAUCCUCUGGAGCGGGUUUUAUAGUCCGGAAAAUACGCUACGCUACGUAGUUUUCGGCAGACUAUCGGCUUUCGCCGCCUUUACGUCCUCAGAAGUGUUCGCUUUACGAUGUUAGCGUCGUUACAUGUGAUUGUGGGUGGAAACAAAAUGGCUGCUCUGGAAAACCUUUUUUUUCUUUUGUUUUUUUAUUGUUCUGUCAGUUAAGACGCUGAAAUUUUUUAGAGACAAUGCAACAGAAUAGACAAAAAGUCUGUUUAUUCGGUGUAGAACUAUUCAGACCGCAUUCGAUUUAAUAGACUAGAUUUAAAAAGGCCACGCCCACUCUACGCUAACCCGACGCUAAUCUCGUAUUCCAGACAUCGUUGGCCUUUCCGUCAGGACUUAAAGGCUGCACUCGUUCUGCUCGACAAUCAGCUAAUUCGUUCGUCCCUACGUGGAAUUUUCUCCCAUCGCAUCUUCUCCUGAGCCGAGCGGAUCGAUUUUAACCGAGAAAAAAAAAGAGCAGUGUUUUUAUUUUUCUAUAGAAGUGCGUUCGAACGGUGGACGAGCGCAACGUUCAGAGACGCUGCGAGAGGAACAAAACGUGUGACUCGAGAGUUGUUUUUUUUUUUCGCUCGUGUGAGUUUUAUGUUUCCAGAAAGUGCUCUUGACCUCGUGGACCACAGCAUUUCAUACGCCUAGAGCAUGACGGCAAGCCUUUGCACGCUUGUCUGUGUGAUGUGAGCGGAUCUCAUUCGACUUCGUAUCUUUUUCCUCCGCAGGGUAAUUUUAUUGUAUAUUGUAAAUAGAAGCAUUUUGUCAAACCCA